UCAACUUGGCCAAUUGGCUUUCUCCUUAAUAAACGUGAAGAGAACAACUCCAUGUUAUAAAAGGCCAGAAGUUACACCAAAAUUUUCUUGAGAAUUACAAGCUUAAUUUUGAUUUUGAUUACUAAAAAAGAUGGCUGAGACCGCCGAUAGCAGUAGCAAACCCUCAAGCUCCACAGUUUCAAGAACUGUCCUUCUCCUUAUGAGGGUCUUAACAUUUGUAUUCCUUCUAAUUGCUCUCAUACUCCUAGCUGCAAACAAGGAAACUGAAGAAGACACAAGUAGUGGUGACUCUGCAGAAUUCAAGUUCAAUGAUUUUCGUGCUUUUAGAUACAUGAUGGCCACAAUAGUGAUUGGGUUUGCAUAUAACCUCCUGCAAAUGGCACUCUCAAUCUUCACCGUGGUCUCAGGAAACCGUAUACUAAACGGCAAUGUUGGUUAUCUGUUUGAUUUCUUUGGUGACAAGAUCAUGUCAUUCGUUCUACUUUCUGGUUCAGCUGCUGGAUUUGGUGCCUCUGAAGAUCUGCACAUAAUCUUCAAAAACGCAGAACUUCCCUUCAACGUCUAUUUUGCAAAGGCAAAUGCCUCAGCUAGCCUUCUUCUUUUUGGAUUCAUGUGCACUGCCAUUGCAUCAAUUUUCACUUCAUUUGCUUUGCCAAAGAAAGCUUAGCAUGCAGCUUGAUGCAGAAAAUUAAUGAUGCUAGCUCUCUUGUAUGAUAAUCCUUUCUGCGCUUCUCAAGUUUGAUUAGAUCGAUUCUUGUGCGGUUGUGCCUUGUCGUGGAUUUGUAUAUCUUCCAAGUUUUCCUUCCAAUUGUACUUGUAUUAAUUUUUUAAUAGAAUGGACUUUUCUGUA
Molecule: messenger RNA, 850 nt
Organism: Lotus japonicus
Lineage: Eukaryota; Viridiplantae; Streptophyta; Magnoliopsida; Fabales; Fabaceae
Product: CASP-like protein 4D1
Exons: 3
Coding region: 131-667 (178 amino acids)
Source: RefSeq, a predicted model, not a curated record